CAGGUUUAUCCUCUGGUGUUUUCCAACCGGUGUUCAAUUAUGAUCCGGGCUCUUGGGUUUAACGGUGUAAAUACUGUCACUCUAAAGAAUAUUCGUCGAAGUUAUAGUCAUGGUCCCCCUGUGACGAAACCAAUGAUUGAGGACCGAGUUAUGCUUGUAUUACGUCUUUACGACAAGGUUGAUCCCAACAAGCUUUCGCUAUCGUCGGAUCUGGCAAAAGAUUUUGGAAUUGACAGUUUGGAUCAUGUUGAAUUAGUUAUGGCUAUUGAAGAGGAGUUUAAUUUCGAAAUUCCAGAUAUGGAUUCCGAAAAGUUCCGCACACCAGGGGAUAUCAUACGAUACAUUUGUGAUAAAUAUGACUUAUACGAUUGA
Messenger RNA from Echinostoma caproni, 372 nucleotides. Lineage: Eukaryota; Metazoa; Platyhelminthes; Trematoda; Plagiorchiida; Echinostomatidae. The record is from the annotation of a GenBank genome assembly.